This is a messenger RNA of Betta splendens (Siamese fighting fish), 3319 nucleotides long. Its product is annotated as UDP-glucuronosyltransferase 2C1-like. The transcript is spliced from 4 exons. Gene Ontology annotation, molecular function: UDP-glycosyltransferase activity. The coding region runs from base 1709 to 3304 and encodes 531 amino acids. Lineage: Eukaryota; Metazoa; Chordata; Actinopteri; Anabantiformes; Osphronemidae. The record is from RefSeq and is a predicted model, not a curated record.
UGCAGAGACCGGUUGAAGAUCUGGGUGAAGAUCGGUGCCAGCUUACUAUGAGGCAGGUUGGGGAAACACCGUCAGGUCCUGGAGCCUUUCUGGUGUUCUGCCUUUGAAGGAGUUGGCCGACAUCUUCUUCACAGAUCUUCAGUGCAGGUACGGGGUCUGGUGACAGUAGGGUGUGAAUGUUGGGGGGUGUAGGUGGGCCUAUUGUGUGACUGAGGUGUGAAGUGGUUCUUUUCAAACCAGCAAUAGAUCCAUUUAUUGAUAAACUGUUCUGCAGCCUUUCGCCAUAUCUCCUUUUGGCUGCUUUCACCUCCUUUGUCAGUCUGUUUCUGGCCUGCACCACUCCUGUAGGCUUCUUCCUUGGUGUGGCGCAGCUUCUUUAAGUCUGGUGUCAUGGCUUGUAGUUGUGGAAUGUGCGUACAGUCUGUCCACUCUUUCACCGUCCUGACCACAGGUUUACAGGUUCUGGAUUUCUGCUUGUAAUUUGGGAUGAGGUUAAGCAGACAGUGGUCAGAAAGGCCCAGUGCUGCACGAGGGACGGAGCGGUAGGUGUCCUUUAACACAGUGUAGCAGUGGUCCAGUGUGUUCAUGUCUCUGAUGGGACACUUCACAUGCUGCCUCUGUCUAGGGAGUUCCUGGCUCAGUUUCACUUUGUUAAAGUCACCCAUGAUGAUGAGCAGGGAGUCGGGAUGUUUUCUUUCCACGUCCGUUAUGUGGUCAGCCACUUUCUGUAAGACGGCAGUUGACAAAGAGGCACACCACGUGAGGACUGCAGAACUUCUUCAACACUGUGACCUCCGUGCACCAACCUUCGUUAAUAUAGAAGCAGCCUUCGCCCCCUACUUUUCCCGAAAAGCUCUUUGACGCAGUCCGAGCGGAGCGGAUGGAAGCCAGAAAGGUGUAGCGCUGCGUCUGGGAUGUUCUCAUUGAGCCAGGGAGCGCAAGUUAGCCAGGUGUAUUGAUGGGAGCGGUGUGCGAGAGCCCCGCUGUCUUAGUCUGACGAGUGCACCCGUGCGCUUCCCUCAUCGACGCUUCCUGAAGAUCCGAUUGAGAGCUGCUGCACCUCCGAAAAGGAUCUCCGCAAACUUUCCAACUCUGUAAAAACCGUAGGAAAAGUUCCAGGAGAUGAAUGUUCUUUGCUGAGGAGUGUCUCUCUGGAGUAGGUUAUCUGUGAGGCCGUGAGUGGCUGAAAGUAAAGUAAAUAAAAAAAUUAAGUAAAAACACUAAAAACGGAGAGGGCUUAGAGCUGUGGCUCCAUCUGCGAUGCCAUCUAGGUGAUCUCUCUGUAACAAAGUUUACAGGCAAGUGGCCUGAUGGAAAGUGUUUAUAUACGUUAUAGAGUACAGGUCAUUUGUGUUUCAACACCACUUAGACUCCAACAAUCAAUGAUUUAUGAGUCUACAUGAGCUGAUAUCCUCCUGUUACUACACCAGAUGACCUAAAACUGAGGUUUGUACAAUGCCAGUAUUGUUUUUAUGUUUAAAGUAAGCAGGGUGUCUAAGCAGUGGUAUAAGACAACAAUCUCAUAUAAUCAUGAGAAAAAGUUCCCUGUUAUUCGCAGGACACAUAUUUCAGUUCACGCGAUAACGCUGCUUGUAACUUAUUGAUUUGGGAAAGCACCAAUCAGCUUUAACCUCAGGACUGAAACAUGCAAUGACUCCUUUAUACUGACAGUCUGUACAGGACAGCUCUACCAGUGACACGCUUUACUAUGGGAUCCAUGACACCUCAUAUUCACGGAACGUUUGCUCUCUUCAUCCUUUGUCUCAUUUCCUUCACACCGCCAUGCGAUGGAGGGAACAUUCUGGUUUUCCCAUUAGAAGGAAGCCACUGGAUAAAUAUGAAAGUCCUUCUAGAAGAACUUCAUACCAGAGGCCACAGCAUCACUGUGAUCAGGGCCUCAACCAGCUGGUACAUCCCAGAGAAGUCUCAUCUCUACACAUCUGUCACACUUCACAUGGAACAAGGCUUGGAGGACAUGCUUGGAACAUUCCUUGAGCAUCACUUCAGGGUGCUGCUGGGAGAGGUUUCAACGUUGUCCUUCUUUAAAAUCACCAAGGAUUUCAAUUUUUUACUUUCACAGGUCCAUUUAUUGUGGUGUGACGCUCUUGUUCAGUUGUUUGAAGAUACAAAAACAAUGAAAAUACUGAGGGACUCCCAGUUUGACCUUGUUCUUACUGAUCCAGGAAUAGCUUCAGGGGUUGUACUAGCCAAGUAUCUAAAAUUGCCAAUAGUUCUCAAUGUUCGGUGGAUCACCAGUGGAGACGGCCAGUUUGCCAUCGCUCCUUCUCCACUAUCCUAUAUCCCAGUUCCAGGAUCAGGCUUUACGGACAAAAUGAACUUCAUGCAAAGGGUCAAGAACUUCCUAUUUUACAGCAUUAUUGUAUUGCAGCAGAGGUUCAUCACAGGGCCACACUAUACUGCAGUCUGUGAAAAAUACAUUGAGGGUGGAUGUGACAUCAUCUCGCUUCUUCAGGAAGCAGACAUUUGGUUGUUCAGGUCAGACUUUGUGUUUGACUUCCCUCGGCCCACGAUGCCAAACGUUGUCUACAUAGGAGGGUUCCAGUGCAAGCCAGCCCAACCUCUGCCAGCAGAGCUGGAGGACUUUGUUCAGGGUGCUGGGGAGCACGGAGUGAUCGUCAUGACUCUAGGAACCUAUGUUGAUGCUUUGCCAAAAGAGGUCACAGAUACGAUCGCUAACGUUUUUGCCAAGAUGCCUCAGAAGGUGAUAUGGAGGCACAAAGGGAAACGACCCUCUACUUUAGGCAACAAUACUCUGCUGGUGGACUGGAUGCCACAGAAGGACCUUCUGGGCCACCCACUGACCAAGGUCUUUGUAGCUCAUGGAGGAACCAAUGGAGUCCAGGAGGCCAUUUACCACGGUGUGCCUGUUCUCGGCAUACCCUUGUUCUUUGACCAGUAUGACAACCUGCUGCGUUUGCAGCAGAGAGGAGCAGGAAAGAUCCUCCAGCUAAAUGAGAUUAGCCAGAGUUUUGAGCAGAGUCUGAUGGAAGUACUCCAUCAGGACAGCUACAGACAGAACAUGCAAAGACUGUCUGAUUUGCACAGAGACCAGCCAGUAGCGCCCAUGGAUCAGGCCGUGUUCUGGGUGGAAUACGUGAUGCGCCACAGAGGAGCUGCACACCUGCGCACCGAGGCGUAUAAGAUGCCCUGGUACUCGUACUACUGUCUAGAUGUAGUACUACUGCUGCUGGCUACAGUGACUCUACUGCUGCUGUCUACGGUGGCCAUGUUCAGGUUUCUGUGCUACAGAUGUCUUAGAAAGUCUAAAGCUAAACAACACUGAAUUAAAAUGUGCUAA